UAUACUUUAUACUUUCAAUUUUAAAUUUAAAGCUGAUUUAAGGUAUUUUUAUUAAAAUUUAUUUUUUAGUCUUUGCUUUUAGAUCGUUAAGAACAUCUAUAUAAAAGUUUUAUUUAUAAAUUAUUUUUCAUUUGUAAAUAUGUGAUAGGGCUUAAGUCUCGCAGAAUAUCAGGUCGCAGUUUGUAUGUUUCAUUCAGAGUUGCUUGACAUCACCCGCUGAACAUUCUUUUUAAUGUCAAAACAUCUCAUUAUAGUUCGUGCAAUAUUCCCCUCCUAGAUUCCUUUAGUCUCCGGGUGAACCUUCCACGUAUGUUUCUUUAGCGACAGGAUUCAGCGCGCAAUGGUAAAAGAAAGGAGCUCCUAUAUCUUUUGGGUCAAAUGACCGAAUGAUCAACGGUGUGUGGACAAACUCUAGAUAAGAUUACUGACGAGUUAAUGUGACAUGUAUAAUAUUGUAAAGACUAACCCUUCAUUCCAUUCCCCUGACAGGCCGUUCCUAACCCUUAUAAGCUGAACUUGCUAUUUAAAUGCCAGAAGCAGGACUAUUUGCCAUGGAUUCGUGGAAUGUCAAUCCUAGGCAUUUCUUAAUUCUCAAAAACUGUUGCUAGUCUGCUGUAAAUCCUAAACAUCUGCAUUAUUUACUUGCAUGUCACGACCCAAGCUGCAGCUCAGCAAUUUCUUACUGCUCCUAAUGCAUGUCUAAAGAAAUUAAGGAAUGGCUAUAUAUACGAGCGAAACAUAGGUGAUCUAUCUCCUUCAGGCCACAGAUUGACAGAUGGAUUGGUCAUCAUCUGCUUUCACCUGCAUCGCCGCCUUCCUCCUCUUGUCGCCGGCGUUGUGCGCCGCCGACGACCGGAUUGUCUCCGGCAAGCCACUCUCCCCCGGCGCCGCUGUCAUCUCCGAUGGCGGCGACUUCGCCUUGGGCUUCUUCGCCCCAUCUAACUCAACUCCGGCGAAGCUGCACCUCGGCAUAUGGUACAACAACAUCCCACGGCGCACCGUGGUUUGGGUCGCCAACCGGGCAACUCCGAUCAUCGUUAACGGCAGCUCUAACUCCUCGUUGCCUUCUCUUGCCAUGACCAACACAUCUGACCUUGUCUUGUCCGAUGCCAGCGGACAGAUUGUUUGGACCACGAACCUCACCGCCGUAGCGAGCUCCUCCUCGUUGUCGCCGUCACCGUCGACGGCCGUGCUCAUGAACACGGGCAACCUCGUCGUUCGGUCGCAGAACGGCACCGUGCUGUGGCAGAGCUUUAGCCAGCCGACGGACACGCUGCUCCCCGGCAUGAAAGUGAGGCUCAGCUACCGGACGCUCGCCGGCGACCGGCUGGUUUCAUGGAAGAGCCCCGAGGACCCCUCGCCGGGCAGCUUCUCCUACGGCGGCGACUCAGACACGUUCGUCCAGUUCUUCAUAUGGAACGGUUCGCGCCCGGCGUGGCGCGCCGGCGUCUGGACGGGGUACAUGGUGACGUCGAGCCAGUUCCAGGCCAACGCCAGAACGGCGGUCUACCUGGCACUGGUCGACACCGACAACGACCUAUCCAUUGUGUUCACCGUAGCCGACGGCGCCCCGCCCACGCAUUUCCUGUUGAGCGACUCCGGCAAGCUACAGCUCCUUGGCUGGAACAAGGAAGCAUCCGAAUGGAUGAUGCUCGCCACAUGGCCGGCCAUGGAUUGCUUCACGUAUGAGCACUGCGGCCCGGGCGGCUCCUGCGACGCCACGGGCGCCGUCCCGACGUGCAAGUGCCUGGACGGGUUCGAGCCAGUGAGCGCGGAGGAGUGGAACAGCGGCCUGUUCUCCCGUGGCUGCCGACGAAAGGAGGCGCUGCGAUGCGGCGGCGACGGGCACUUCGUGGCGCUGCCGGGCAUGAAGGUGCCUGACAGGUUCGUGCACGUCGGGAACAGGAGCCUCGACGAGUGCGCGGCGGAGUGCGGCGGCGACUGCAACUGCGUGGCGUACGCUUACGCGACCCUGAACAGCAGCGCUAAGUCAAGGGGUGACGUGACGAGGUGCUUGGUUUGGGCCGGCGACGGCGAGCUCGUCGACACGGGCAGGUUGGGUCCCGGGCAGGUCUGGGGCACCGUCGGUGCCGGCGGCGACAGCCGUGAAACACUCUACCUUAGAGUGGCAGGCAUGCCAAAUUCAGGUAAAAGGAAACAGAGAAAUGCAGUGAAAAUUGCAGUGCCAGUGUUAGUGAUUGUCACCUGCAUUUCCCUUUCAUGGUUCUGCAUCUUCAGAGGUAAGAAAAGGAGCGUGAAAGAACACAAGAAAUCACAAGUUCAGGGAGUACUGACAGCUACUGCCCUUGAACUUGAAGAAGCAAGCACAACCCAUGACCAUGAAUUUCCAUUUGUAAAAUUUGAUGAUAUUGUGGCUGCAACAAACAACUUCUCCAAAUCAUUCAUGGUUGGACAGGGCGGUUUUGGUAAAGUUUAUAAGGGGAUGUUACAAGGUUGUCAAGAGGUUGCUGUGAAAAGGCUAAGUAGAGACUCUGAUCAAGGAAUAGUGGAGUUUAGAAAUGAAGUCACUCUGAUUGCUAAACUACAACACCGAAAUUUGGUUCGACUUCUCGGUUGCUGCGUUGAGGGACAUGAGAAAUUGUUAAUUUACGAGUACUUGCCAAAUAAAAGCUUGGAUGUCGCCAUUUUCAAGAGUGAAAGAGGUGUAACACUAGACUGGCCAGCAAGGUUCAGAAUAAUCAAAGGUGUUGCUAGGGGCCUUGUUUAUCUACAUCAUGAUUCAAGGUUGACGAUUAUUCAUAGAGAUCUCAAAACUAGUAAUGCUUUGCUGGACUCGGAGAUGAGGCCCAAAAUAGCAGACUUUGGUAUGGCACGCAUAUUUGGUGACAACCAACAGAAUGCCAAUACUAGAAGAGUUGUUGGAACAUAUGGCUACAUGGCUCCUGAAUAUGCAAUGGAGGGAAUGUUUUCUGUCAAGACUGACAUCUAUAGCUUCGGUGUCUUACUCUUGGAGGUUAUCAGUGGUGUGAAAAUAAGCAAUAUUGAUCGCAUUAUGGACUUUCCUAACCUUAUAGUCUAUGCAUGGAGCCUUUGGAUGGAAGGGAGGGCAAAGGAGCUGGUAGACCUGAAUAUCACCGAGAGCUGCACUCUGGAUGAGGCCUUGCUUUGCAUUCAUGUAGGGCUCUUGUGUGUUCAGGAAAAUCCUGAUGACAGGCCACUCAUGUCUUCUGUUGUGUCCAUCUUGGAGAAUGGAAGCACCACACUGCCAACCCCAAAUCACCCUGCAUAUUUUGCUCCAAGGAAAAAUGGGGCAGAUCAGAGAAGAGACAAUGUCUUCAACUCUGGGAAUGAGAUGACUCUUACAGUUCUGGAGGGGAGAUAGAGCAACUAUUCAGUUUUAAUUGCAGAAUUGUUGUCUAACAAAAUGCCAGGAAUAUACUUGACAUGCAUUUUUUUUUGUAAGUUGUAUUAGCCUAAUCUUGACAAUAAUAUCUUGUACCAGGUAUAUAAAGGUCAUCUUCUAAAAAUGAAAGCUUUCAA
Molecule: messenger RNA, 3501 nt
Organism: Oryza sativa Japonica Group (Japanese rice)
Lineage: Eukaryota; Viridiplantae; Streptophyta; Magnoliopsida; Poales; Poaceae
Product: G-type lectin S-receptor-like serine/threonine-protein kinase At1g11300
Biological process (GO): protein phosphorylation; recognition of pollen
Molecular function (GO): protein serine/threonine kinase activity; ATP binding
Source: RefSeq, a predicted model, not a curated record